Molecule: messenger RNA, 762 nt
Organism: Staurois parvus
Lineage: Eukaryota; Metazoa; Chordata; Amphibia; Anura; Ranidae
Source: the annotation of a GenBank genome assembly
UGCCCGCUGUCGUGCCAGAUGACUCGGUGCCCGCUGUCGAGCCAGGUGACUCGGUGCCCGCUGUCGAGCCAGAUGACUCGGUGCCCGCUGUCGAGCCAGAUGACUCGGUGCCCGCUGUCGAGCCAGAUGACUCGGUGCCCGCUGUCGAGCCAGAUGACUCGGUGCCCGCUGUCGAGCUUGGUGACCCGGUGCCCGCUGUCGAGCCAGAUGACUCGGUGCCCGCUGUCGAGCCGGAUGACUCGGUGCCCGCUGUCGAGCCGGAUGACUCGGUGCCCGCUGUCGAGCCGGGUGACUCGGCGCCCGCUGUCGAGCCUGGUGACUCGGUGCCCGCUGUUGUGCCAGAUGACCCGGUGCCCGCUGUCCUGCCAGAUGACUCGGUGCCCGCUGUCCUGUUAGAUGACUCGGUGCCCGCUGUUGUGCCAGGUGACUCGAUGCCCGCUGUUGAGCUUGUGCCCGCUGCUCUGCCUGAUGUGCCUAUGUCCGCUGCCCAGCCUGAUGUGCCUCCGUCCGCUGCCCAGCCUGAUGUGCCUCCGUCCGCUGCCCAGCCUGAUGUGCCUCCGUCCGCUGCCCAGCCUGAUGUGCCAGCCCCUGAUAUCCAGCCAGUUACCUGACCCAGGCGGGGGGAACAUUUUGCUCACGAAGGACUGUUUGGAGCAUCCUGAGGCCGCUCCUUGAGGGGGGGGUACUGUCAGGAAUGGACUCGCCAAUGGUGGUGGGACUCAUCUGCCGUGUGGGCUGCAGUACCAGGGCUGGCCAGCGGGU